AUGACAGAGGCCAGAUAUGCAUCCAUGCCAGCGGUGCCGGAUUCGAGUCCUUUGAGAAUCCUGUCCGCCUCUUUCGCCUAUCCAAUCACCUUCACCUCCACCUCUCCGUCUGGUUCGCCUAAUCUGGUUCUCCGGGUUGAAGAUGCGACCUCCUCGGCCGAGGUUUCUGUUUUUGCAAAACCCGACGUCCCAUGUUCCCCCGCAGUGUUGAGAGUGCUUUUAGUCUUUGAACUGAUGCUGGGAGUCCUUAUCUCCGUCUGCAUGUCAGGCCUGUUGCCCAUCGGAACUUGGCUGUCUUGGCCACCAGAGGCCUACUUCAGGCCAGUGAUUACUCCUAAAGAGGAGAAAGAAAUGUUCAACCUUCUACUGAAUUUCAUCGAGCUGGUUGAAGCCGCCCAACUCCCGUAUCUGGCAACUGGAGGCACAAAAAUCGGUCUUCUACGACACCACAGCAUAGUGCCUUGGGACGAUGAUAUUGGUAGGUUGUAA
Molecule: messenger RNA, 489 nt
Organism: Protopolystoma xenopodis
Lineage: Eukaryota; Metazoa; Platyhelminthes; Monogenea; Polystomatidea; Polystomatidae
Source: the annotation of a GenBank genome assembly